AGUGAAAUUCUUGUUUCAGCAAAUAUAGCCAUUGUAGUAUCUGCUGUUGACUCUAUUCCUCACCAUGUCUUCUCACAAGACUUUCAGGAUCAAGCGAUUCCUGGCCAAGAAACAAAAGCAGAAUCGUCCCAUUCCCCAGUGGAUUCGGAUGAAAACUGGUAAUAAAAUCCGGUACAGCCCCAAGAGGAGACACUGGAGAAGAACCAAGCUGGGUCUUUAAGGAGUCAUGCAUAAGAUGGCACACCUAUUUAUGCUGU
This is a messenger RNA of Manis javanica (Malayan pangolin), 257 nucleotides long. Lineage: Eukaryota; Metazoa; Chordata; Mammalia; Pholidota; Manidae. The record is from RefSeq and is a predicted model, not a curated record.